Molecule: messenger RNA, 570 nt
Organism: Asparagus officinalis (garden asparagus)
Lineage: Eukaryota; Viridiplantae; Streptophyta; Magnoliopsida; Asparagales; Asparagaceae
Product: prostatic spermine-binding protein-like
Exons: 2
Coding region: 1-570 (189 amino acids)
Source: RefSeq, a predicted model, not a curated record
AUGGCCUUUGAUACCUUGAAGGCUAAGUUGACUACGACGCCAGUUCUUACUAUUCCGAGUAGUGACAGGACAUUUGUUGUAUACACGGAUGCGUCGUUAGUAGGUUUGGGAGGUGUUCUGAUGCAGACUCAGAGAGUAGUAGCAUAUAUCUCACGACAGCUAAAAGUAAUCACAUUACUUCAAGUACUAGAAUUGCUUGCAAAAAAUAGGAAGAAAUAUAAUGAUCUCAAUGAGUUAGAGAAAAAUUUGAGUGAUGGUGGUAAUGGCAGCAAUGAAGCUGAAUAUGAAAGUGAAAAGGAAGAUAAAAGUGAAGAAGAUGAAAGAAAAGAGCAAGAUAGAGAGGAUGAGGAGGAUGGUGAUGAUACAAAUGAUGGGAAGGAUGAUGAUGACAAUGAUACAAAUGUCGGGGAGAAUGAGGUUGAGGAUGAUGAGGGCAAUAGAGAUGAACAAGGAGUACAAAGUCAUGAAGACAAUACUAAAGAUAAAGAAACAAAUGAGAAAGAGGAGAAUGCUAGUGAAAGUAAAUAUAGUCGUGGAUCUAAAUCGAAGAGGAAGGAAAAAAAAAGAUGA